UCCUGUCAUCCAUAGACCGAUUUUUUUUUCUUAGGUUACUAGCAUAAUGAUAAAAGCUGUAUUAGUUUUCAAUAACCACGGAAAACCGCGGGUUUCCAAAUUCUACCAGCAUUUCCCAGAGGACACACAACAGCAAAUUAUACGGGAGACCUUCCAUUUAGUCUCAAAAAGAGAUGACAAUGUGUGCAAUUUCCUGGAAGGAGGAACGCGCUUGAACAGUUUAAUUGGAGGUUCUGAUUACCGGUUAAUUUACAGGCAUUAUGCUACUCUAUACUUCGUAUUCUGUGUGGACUCCUCAGAAAGUGAAUUAGGAAUUCUUGACCUGAUUCAGGUAUUUGUGGAAACCUUAGACAAAUGUUUUGAAAAUGUUUGUGAAUUAGAUUUGAUAUUCCACGUAGACAAGGUGCACUACAUUUUACAAGAAAUGGUAAUGGGGGGAAUGGUUCUAGAAACAAAUAUGACAGAAAUACUAACAAGGAUAGAGGAACAAAGUAAAAUUGAAAAAUCUGAGGCUGGCAUAGCAGGUGCUCCUGGCAGAGCUAUAUCAGCAGUCAAAGAAAUGAACUUACCACAGAAAAUCAAGGAUAUCAAACUGCCAGAUCUCCCAUCAAUAGGAUCCCUCAAGUUCUAGUGUGGAACUGUUCAUAGUCCAUGGUCUGAUCCCAUGGGACUGUUUAACUAGUUUGGUUAGGGAUAUAUCA
Lingula anatina is the source of this 701-nucleotide messenger RNA. Its product is annotated as AP-3 complex subunit sigma-1. NCBI's taxonomy places the organism in Eukaryota, Metazoa, Brachiopoda, Lingulata, Lingulida, Lingulidae. Gene Ontology annotation, cellular component: membrane coat; AP-3 adaptor complex. Gene Ontology annotation, biological process: intracellular protein transport; Golgi to vacuole transport. The record is from RefSeq and is a predicted model, not a curated record.